CAGAUAAAAAAUAAAAACAUUCAAUAAUGUUGAUUGUGUGUAUUUUGUAUACCGUUUGAACGUCAUGCGAUAAGCCGAUAACGUGUACUUGGGCAGUUGAAAAGUGUCGAUUUAUGCGGUUUGUCUGGAUUCUCUGAAAAAUGGACAAGAGUAAAAACUCGUCGGCUAGUCCAACACCAGUGUCAAAGUCAGAGAAAAAGGAACCACUCUCGCUUGAAGAACUUUUGGCCAAGAAAAAAGCCGAAGAGUUGGCCAGGAGCAAGCCGGUAUUUUUGACAAAAGAACAGCGAGCCGCCGAAGCCCUACGGAAGAGACAAGAGGAAAGCGAAUUGGUGAAAAAGAAGCAAGAGGAGGAACGCAAGAAACGUUUAGAGUUCUUGCACCAGGCGGAUGGUGGGCAUGGAAGUAACAAUCACAGAGAUGAUCGAGAUCGUGACAGAGACCACCAUCGAGACAGAGAUCGAGAUCGUGAACGUGAAAGGGAAAAAGARCACGACCGACGAGAAAGAGAACGUAAGAGAGAUAAAAAAGAAGAGCCUGAAGACAAGGAACAAUCUAAAGAUAAGGAAAAAGAACAGGAAGCUAUACGGGAGCGUUAUUUAGGUUUGACUAAGAAAAAAAGACGUGUUCGUCGGUUAAACGAUAGAAAAUUUGUUUUUGACUGGGAUGCAUCUGAAGAUACGUCAAUUGAUUAUAAUGCUCUAUACAAAGAGCGUCAUCAAGUACAGUUUUUUGGUCGUGGUAAUGUAGCAGGUAUUGAUAUUAAAGCACAAAAAAAAGAUCAAUCUAAAUUUUAUGGCGAGCUUAUGGAAAAACGUAGGACUGAAGCCGAGAAGGAGCAAGAAAAAGUAAGGCUAAAAAAGGUAAAACGAAAAGAAGAUAAACAGAAAUGGGAUGACCGACACUGGUCAGAGAAAGAAUUGGACGAAAUGACAGAGAGAGAUUGGAGAAUAUUUAGAGAGGACUAUAAUAUAACUAUUAAAGGGGGUAGAAUACCUGAACCUAUUCGUAAAUGGAAGGAGUCUACAAUUAAAAGCGAAAUCAUGGACAUCAUCGAAAAAGUCGGAUACAAGGAUCCUACACCUAUUCAGCGGCAAGCUAUUCCUAUUGGUUUUCAAAAUCGUGACAUUAUUGGUGUUGCUGAAACUGGUUCUGGUAAAACUUUGGCUUACCUCAUACCACUUAUUGAAUGGAUUCAGUCUUUACCUAAAAUGGAACGAAUGGAAGAUGUUGAUCAAGGUCCUUAUUCAAUUAUUUUGGCACCAACUCGUGAGUUGGCUCAACAGAUAGAAGAAGAAACUUUAAAAUUYGGACAACCAUUGGGUAUUAGAACAGUAGUAGUAGUUGGAGGUUUGUCUAGAGAAGAACAAGGAUUUAGAUUACGAUUAGGAUGUGAAAUCGUAAUUGCAACACCUGGUCGUUUGAUUGAUGUUCUGGAAAAUAGAUAUUUAGUUUUGAACCAAUGCACAUAUAUCGUGUUAGAUGAAGCAGACAGGAUGAUAGACAUGGGUUUUGAACCAGAUGUACAAAAGAUUUUAGAGUACAUGCCGGUAACAAAUUUGAAACCAGAUAACGAGGAUGCUGAAGACGAGUCCAAAUUAUUAGCAAAUUAUUAUUCAAAAAAAAAAUAUAGACAGACUGUGAUGUUUACGGCUACCAUGCCUCCGGCUGUAGAACGUUUGGCCAGAACAUAUUUACGUCGUCCUGCUGUAGUUUACAUUGGAUCCAUUGGUAAACCUGUAGAACGUACGGAACAAAUAGUUCACAUGAUGAGUGAAAAUGAUAAACGUAAAAGACUUGUUGAAAUUCUCAGUCGUAAAGUUGAUCCUCCAAUUAUUAUAUUUGUCAACCAAAAGAAAGGUGCUGAUGUGUUGGCUAAGGGUCUGGAGAAACUUGGGUAUAAUGCAUGUACACUUCAUGGUGGUAAAGGACAAGAACAGAGAGAGUUUGCUCUGGCAAGUCUCAAAGGUGGCCAAAAAGAUAUUUUGGUUGCAACUGACGUGGUUGGUCGUGGUAUUGAUAUCAAAGAUGUGUCUAUGGUCAUAAAUUACGACAUGGCUAAAACUAUUGAAGAUUAUACUCAUCGUAUUGGAAGAACAGGUCGUGCUGGAAAGACUGGAGUGGCAAUUUCGUUUUUGACAAAAGAUGAUUCACCAUUGUUCUAUGAUCUCAAACAAGUCAUACAAGCUAGUCCAGUAUCAACUUGUCCUCCAGAGUUGGCAAAUCAUCCAGAAGCUCAGCAUAAACCUGGCACUGUAAUGAUGCCCAAAAAGAGGCGAGAAGAGAAAAUCUUUGCUUAA
Molecule: messenger RNA, 2300 nt
Organism: Diuraphis noxia (Russian wheat aphid)
Lineage: Eukaryota; Metazoa; Arthropoda; Insecta; Hemiptera; Aphididae
Product: putative ATP-dependent RNA helicase DDX23
Molecular function (GO): nucleic acid binding; ATP binding; RNA helicase activity
Source: RefSeq, a predicted model, not a curated record